Molecule: messenger RNA, 1446 nt
Organism: Dendroctonus ponderosae (mountain pine beetle)
Lineage: Eukaryota; Metazoa; Arthropoda; Insecta; Coleoptera; Curculionidae
Product: hematopoietically-expressed homeobox protein hhex
Exons: 3
Coding region: 190-816 (208 amino acids)
Biological process (GO): regulation of DNA-templated transcription
Molecular function (GO): DNA-binding transcription factor activity, RNA polymerase II-specific; DNA binding
Source: RefSeq, a predicted model, not a curated record
GUUGUCUAAAUAAUAAAAACAACAAUCCGAAUCCCUUAAGCCCCUUUCACAAUUAUUUGACACUUAUAGGCUUUUCCAAACAGAUUAAUUAGAUAAGGGUGAUAUGGAAGCUGAUUAUAACCCACAGGCUUUAUUAGUAGGAAUUUAGAACGGCAUUCAGUAGGCAAACGCUAAGUCGAAGCACCAAUCAUGUCCUUUAGAAUCGACGAUAUACUUAAGGACAAAAAGUGUUCAAAUGAAACAAAAAACGUUUUAGAAGAGAACGCACAAAAACCUUUUCCUGCGAUACCGGAACGGGACAGGAACAGAGCUAACUAUUCAAAACUCUCUGAAAGUUACUUGGAUUAUUCAACUCAUGGAUUAUCUUGCAUAGGAGCACAAUCUCUAGAUCUAAGCAGAGACAGUUUUCGGGGUAGUUUUGCGCCAUUCCAGCAAGUUAGCGGCUGUUGUUCGAGAGUGGUACCGCCGCAUCCAGGUGAUAAAAUUUAUCCGACUUCAUACGGAUACCCCGAGAACAUUUAUUCGCAAUCAACCUACAACCACGUGCUGCCCCUUAACUUUAACAUUUACAAUCACUACUCGAAGCGACGGAAUCAAGUGCGAUUUUCCACUAGUCAAACGAAAGCACUGGAGCACAAAUUUUCCUGGCAAAAAUACCUCAGUCCAGAAGACCGAAAAUUGCUGGCUUAUUCGUUAAAGCUCUCUGAUAGACAGGUGAAAACGUGGUUUCAAAACCGUCGAGCUAAAUGGCGACGAAACGUUAGCGGUUCAUCAAACAGUGAUGUAAAACCGCAAAUAUCCAGUCCGGUAACUUGAAAAACUAGAGGCUAAAAAUGUGAAUAACUGCUAAACAAUGAGUGUGUACUUUGAAAAGGAAAUGUAUUUUAACUAAAUUAAGCCGUAGGUAUUUAAAAAUAAAAUUAUUGAGUGCCCGUUUGUUUUUGUCUCUAUUUUACACAAUGAAUCUGUACCUUCAAUAACUUAAGAGUUAUCACGGUAUUAUACUACAAAACAAAAUCUUAUCUAGAAAAUAAUUUAUACACGCAAAGCCUAGAUUAUAGUACAAAUUGAAUUGUUUUGAAAUGUUACCCAUAUAGUGUCAAAUAUCGAUGUUGUUCUGUGAAAUAUAAAAAAAAAUGUUCAGUUUAUAGAUGAUUCACAAUUACAUAAAACAAAUUAAAAUUCAGUUCCAUUUGAAGAGUGCAUUCAAAAAGAACAUUAGUGCAAUGAGGCAUAGGAAGUCAGCAAUCAGGUUGCAUAUUGUCAGAUUGAUAUUCCAGUGGAAAUUUUAUAACGCAUGAAAGUUCAAUUUAAAAUUAAUAUGCUUUCGCUGUGUAAGUACUAGAUUCAAUACUCGUCCCGUCAUGCCACAAUUUAUGUAAGUUGCAUAUCCAAAGGCAUUGUCUAUUCCAAAUUGAUCAAAUCCUUCGAUACUAUGUAUCAAAA